CGAGAGGAGCGGAAGCCGGAAGUGGAGGCAUGCUUUGCGCGUGUUGAUCAUGGCGGUUAGCGGGCCUGUGGAGCCGGGGACCCCGGCGGCUGCUGCCGCCCCCUCGCCCGCCGCGGCCCGGGCUCCAGCCCCCGAGCACUUGUUCCGGCCUAUCAGCGCCGAGGACGAGGAGCAGCAGCCCGCCGAGAUCGAGUCGCUGUGUAUGAACUGUUACUGCAAUGGCACGACGCGCCUCCUGCUCACCAAGAUCCCUUUCUUCAGAGAGAUAAUCGUGAGCUCCUUUUCCUGUGAGCAUUGUGGCUGGAGCAACACGGAGAUCCAGUCGGCCGGCAGGAUCCAGGAUCAGGGAGUGCGCUACACUUUGACCGUCAGGGCCCAGGAGGACAUGAACAGAGAAGUGGUGAAAACGGACUCUGCCACCACAAGGAUCCCGGAGCUGGAUUUUGAAAUUCCUGCUUUCAGUCAGAAGGGAGCUCUGACCACUGUUGAAGGACUCAUCAGCCGUGCUGUCUCUGGCCUGGAGCAGGAUCAGCCCGCACGAAGGGCAAAUGAAGAAGCCAUAGCUGAAAGAAUUGAUGAGUUUAUUGUCAAACUGAAAGAGCUAAAGCAAGUGGCCUCUCCUUUCACUCUGAUCAUUGAUGAUCCCUCAGGGAACAGCUUUGUGGAAAACCCCCAUGCUCCCCAGAAAGAUCAUGCCCUCGUGAUCACACACUAUAAUCGGACUCUACAGCAGGAAGAGAUGCUGGGGCUCCAGGCUGAGGCACCACCAGAAGAGAAGCCAGAAGAGGAGGAUCUCAGAAACGAAGUGCUGCAGUUCAACACAAACUGUCCAGAAUGCAGUGCUCCGGCUCAGACCAACAUGAAGCUAGUUGAAAUCCCCCACUUUAAGGAGGUUAUCAUCAUGGCUACCAACUGCGAGAACUGCGGCCAUCGGACCAAUGAGGUGAAAUCUGGAGGAGCAGUAGAGCCCUUGGGUACCAAGCUCACCUUCCAUAUCACAGAUCCUUUAGAUCUGACCAGAGAUGUGCUCAAGUCUGAGACGUGUAGUGUGGAAAUCCCAGAGCUGGAAUUUGAACUGGGAAUGGCCAUCCUCGGGGGCAAGUUCACAACACUGGAGGGGCUACUGAAAGACAUCCAGGAACUGGUGACCAAGAACCCUUUCACACUGGGUGACAGUUCCAAUCCUGGCCAGAUGGAGAAACUGCAGGAGUUUAGCCGGAAGUUAGACCAGAUCCUUCAGGGUAACAUGAAGGCCCACUUUAUUAUGAAUGAUCCAGCAGGAAACAGCUACCUUCAGAAUUUGUAUGCACCUGAAGAUGAUCCUGAGAUGAAGGUGGAGCAUUAUAAGCGCACAUUUGACCAAAACGAGGAGCUAGGGCUCAAUGACAUGAAGACAGAGGGCUAUGAGACAGGCCUGGCCCCACAGCGGUAGUGAUGGGUAGAUUCCGAGCCAGCCUCCAGUGCUGCUUAGACUGAAGGGUUAUUUCUGUCGGGAAAGGCUGGGGGUAUCCUCAGCCCCCAUGUGGUCUGAGAGAUGUGGGCAGUUUUGUGAACGGUUUGUGAUGGAAGUGCAAGCCUGUUUACUUGACUGUAUUUUGGAGGUUUUGAAUUGGCCUGGGAAGAAACCCAGAAAUGAACCAUGGGGCAUGUCAUUAUCCCUUUUUUUCCUGUCACCUCUUUACCCUCCCUCCACAUAAUGCUCUCUCUAGGGUUGGAACUCUGAAGAUGGAAGACAGCUACAUCUGGAGUUUGGGAGUUGGCUGGGGAAUAUAAAAUACUGGCUUUCAACAGGAAAAGAGUCUUCUGAGGGAGGGAGUCCAGCACAGGAGAAGCAGCUCUCAUUAAAGUGGUGGCUUUCCAUCAGGACUGGCCUCUGAAUUCAUUCUGUCCUUAUUUGAUACCAUGCUAGUAGAAUUCAACCUCCUGAAUAAAUUUUCCCCAGUGUAGUCAAUUUGGGGAUCGGAGCUGGCAUUUCAUUCAUCCCUUCAGUAGAUAUUUGAGUGCUUACUUUGUGCCAGGUACACCACAAAACUGAACAAAAUAAAGCCCUUGUUCAUGGAAUUUAAAGUGAACUUUUGAGGUCAAAUCCAUAGUUCCUGCACUUGCUUUAUUAGAUGCAGCUAACAAGUAGAGGGCAAAGCUCAGUGCCACCCUAUGAGGUACACAGGGUUGGGAUCUGAGUGUGGGUCUUUUUUUUUUUUUUUUUUUAAGAUUUUAUUUAUUUGACAGAGCGAGCACAAGUAGGCAGAGUGGCAGGGAGAGGGAGAAGCAGGCUCUCCGCUGAGCAGGGAGCGGGACGUGGGACUUGAUCCCAGGACCCGGGGAUCAUGACCUGAGCCGAAGGCAGCCGCUUAACCGACUGAGCCACCCAGGCACCCCCUGAGCGUGGGUCUUGUCAGGCCAAGGUUGGGUGUUGAUUUGAAAGGGGAGUGGUGGAACUCAAGACAAAUGGGCAGGAGAUGGGUUGAUGGGGCUGAGAGGGUACUGGUAAUGUUCAUUGGAGCAGAAAGAUGAGGUUUUCAAAUGCCUGCUGACAGCAGGGUAGUAGAGGCAGGGCUUUGGAGUUCAGUUUGAGAUUCACCAAAGUGGACUGGAAGCCAACACAGGGUUGUGUCUGGAGGACCUCUGGGGCCCUCCAGCUAGUGAAGCCCUGUAUCAGUUCAGUGUCCCCACAAGCCCUCAGAGACCCAACCCAGUCUGCUUUCCUUCCUGGGCCUGAGCUCGACCAGUCAGGAUAACCCAGAGGUUGAAAGUUCAUGGGUCAGGGCUGUAACAUCCUCACCUGUUUUAAUGUAUAUAAUUUUUUUUUAUUAUGUUAUGUUAAUCAUCAUACAUUACAUCAUUAGUUUUUGAUGUAGUGUUCCAUGAUUCAUUGUUUGCCAUAUAACACCCAGUGCUAUAUAAAUAUUUUUUGAGCAUGUAUUAAAUUCUGAGCAUUUAUAAA
Messenger RNA from Mirounga angustirostris (Northern elephant seal), 2944 nucleotides. It is a transcript of the gene ZPR1, whose product is annotated as ZPR1 zinc finger. The transcript has 14 exons. Gene Ontology annotation, molecular function: zinc ion binding. Bases 50 to 1432 code for a protein of 460 amino acids. The record is from RefSeq and is a predicted model, not a curated record. Lineage: Eukaryota; Metazoa; Chordata; Mammalia; Carnivora; Phocidae. Gene Ontology annotation, cellular component: cytoplasm; nucleus.